GCCCGAAGAAUAACAAUAGCUGGCCAGCGGUUAAGUGGAGCGGACUGGAGUUUCAACGGGCGGCUGGCCAUUGUACAAAAACAUGUAAUGUGACAAGAGAAGAUGGACUUCCAGAAUCGCAACAAUACGGCCAACAAGUUCGUCUGCCCGAGCGACAGACAACUGGCCCUGCGUGCCAAAUUGAAGGCCGGCUGGAGCUGCUCGAAGACCAGCGAGCCGCUGCGCCCGGAGGAGCAGGAGGCCAUCAUCUCGGUGAUCCGGCGCAACGAGGAGAUCGAGGUGGCGGAGCGGCAGCGGGUCGGCCGGCUGGUGGAGCGGGUGGAGAAGAUCAAGCAGCACGCGGUGGAGCGGGGACCCAACUGCUGUCGCCUCUGCGGCGACACGUUCGGCAUCCUGCGGCCGCAGCGCAUCCUCUGCGAGGACUGCCGCCAGUCGGUGUGCACCAAGUGCAGCGUGGACAUCAACAUCCGCUACCACACCAGCGAGCGGUCCCGCGAGAUCUGGCUCUGUCGCAUCUGCUCCGAGACGCGCGAGAUGUGGAAGAAGUCCGGCGCGUGGUUCUUCAAGGGCCUGCCCAAGUACGAUAUGCCGCGCAGCGCCAGUGCCACGCCCAUUCCGAACCCGGGACCAGGAUCCAUGGCAGGAGACACGCGGGCCGUUCAAAGUUGCCAUGCGACGCCGACGCGUCCGGCGCGCGUGAAGAAGCUGACGAUCCGGGUGAACGACAGCAGUUCCAGCAGCAGUGGACACUCCGAGCCGGAGGACGAGGUGGACGCCGGCGUGGGCGGCGUCGUCGGAGCCGGGGGCGUGGCCAAGGGCGCACCAUCGACUCGACUGCAGCGGGAGGACAGCUUUCGGCUGCGAGCCUACGGCUCCAUACGCAGCUUCAUCGACGGAGGCGAGCGGAAGCUGUCGAACUCCUUCUUCUUUGGCCGCCAGCAGAGCCAGCGGCCAUCGGAGUGUCCGGACUACGACAGCGUCAGCAUGUCGAAGCUGAGGCGGGAGAGCAGCUUCCUGCGCCGGGGAUCGGUCAGCUCCUCGUGGUCGAUUAGCGAUAGUUCUGGAUCAGGUUCGGGUUCCGGUAACUCCGGCAACUCCCAAUCUCAGUCCCAAUCCCAAUCCCAGUCGCAAUCGCAAUCGCAGUUCCAGCAGCAGCAGCACCAGCAGCACUGCCGGGAUCCCCUGCUCGGUUGGCUGGAGAUCGCCAUUAGCUACCGGGAGGCGUUCCACAGCCUCGACUGCACGAUGGUGCGGGCCCGCGAUCUGCCGGCCAUGGACGCCGCCGGGCUGGCCGAUCCCUACUGCAAGCUGAACAUCAUCACCCCGGAGGCGCACACCAAGUACACGCGGUGGCAGCGCACCAAGACGGUGCACAAGACCCGCAACCCGGAGUUCAACGAGACGCUGCAGUUCGUCGGCGUGGAGCCCGAGGAGCUCGGCAACUCGCUGCUCUACGUGGCCCUCUUCGACGACGACAAGUACGGCCACGACUUCCUCGGCGCCGCCAAGGUCUGCCUUUCCACGGUGCACAGCACCGCGCAGUACCGCAUCUCGGUUCCUUUGGGAGUGGAGGACCAGUACAGCAACGCGGCGGAGAUGGCCCAGAAUUGGCCCAACGGCAAGAUGCUCCUCUCCCUCUGCUACAACACCAAGAGAAGGGCUCUGGUGGUGAACGUGAAGCAGUGCAUCAACCUGAUGGCGAUGGACAACAACGGCAGCUCCGAUCCCUUUGUCAAAAUCCAACUCAAGCCGGAUGCGCACAAGAACAAGAAGCACAAGACCAGCGUCAAGUGGCGCACGCUCAACCCGAUCUUCAACGAGGAGUUCUACUUCGAGGCGAGUCCGCACGACCUCAACAAGGAGAUGCUCAUCCUGACCGUCUGGGACAAGGACCUGGGCAAGAGCAACGACUUCCUCGGCAGCCUGCAGCUGGGAUCCCAGAGCAAGGGCGAUCGCCUGCAGCAGUGGCUCGACUGCAUCCGGUUGCCGGACCACUUCCACGAGAAGUGGCAUUGCCUCGCCCCCGACAAUCCCGCCCACUGAGAAACCCUCCCUGCCCCGCCCCGCCCCGCCAACGCUGCCCCUCCGAACCGAACUCGAUCCACCCCGAAAUCCGGUCGGCUUGAACUUAUCUAAGCCGACUUGGAGCUCCUCCCCGUAAGAAAUAUUUUCGCGAACUGAUUUCUCCGCCCACUUGCGAAACAUCCAAUAGAAUUUUAAAUGAAUCACAAUAGUUUUAAUAUUUGCCCUUGUAAACAGUCUUUCAGGAAAUAUACCUUGUAAUUGUUUUCCACAUUUUUUACAUAGUUUAGUAUUCGAAUAAAUAGUUGACAUAGAAGUAGUUCCACGUAUCUAGUAAAUUAACCCUUUAAAGCGAGCUUUUUAAAAUAUUCAAUACCUUUUAUAGAAACAUCUUGAAGAUUACAAGUCCCAUUAAACACCAAAUUGUAGUAGAUCUUUAUAAUAUUAGGUGCGGUAAAUACAAGAUCACACCAAUGGGAAUGGAAAUAUCUCAGAUUUUCCAAGCUCAGAUCUGGGCAAAAAAAAAGAAAAGAAAGGAGUUACGCUGAAACUAAGCAGAGAAAUCAGGUCGCGAAAAUAAGGCUUUAGCUCCAAAUAUACACAUAUUAUAUAUUAACAUAUACAUACAUAUAUACAUAUAUAUUAUAUACAUAUAUUUUUGAUAAGCCUGAGUGGGUGUGAGUAAGCGAGAACAAGCUAAAGAGAGAGCGAGAGAGCGCGAGAAUCGCUGUGUGUUUGUGUGACUGCUUUCCAAAAUUCUCGUACGUAACCCCCAUUUUUCUAUGUCUAUACUUUGGCUCUUAACGGCAUUUUUGUACACUGUAUAUAGCUUGUUUAAGUGUCCUUACCAAGGGUUAACCAACAUCAAAAUCUUUUCGAUUCAUUGCUAAAUUCAAUCUAUAAUUAAACGUAACUUAUGUACUUCAAUAUAUCGAAAUAUAUACAUCUAUAUU
This is a messenger RNA of Drosophila ficusphila, 2975 nucleotides long. RefSeq names its product rabphilin-3A (gene Rph). Gene Ontology annotation, cellular component: membrane. The record is from RefSeq and is a predicted model, not a curated record. Gene Ontology annotation, molecular function: small GTPase binding. Gene Ontology annotation, biological process: intracellular protein transport. The transcript is spliced from 5 exons. NCBI's taxonomy places the organism in Eukaryota, Metazoa, Arthropoda, Insecta, Diptera, Drosophilidae. Bases 103 to 2043 code for a protein of 646 amino acids.